Molecule: messenger RNA, 966 nt
Organism: Drosophila montana
Lineage: Eukaryota; Metazoa; Arthropoda; Insecta; Diptera; Drosophilidae
Exons: 3
Coding region: 85-642 (185 amino acids)
Source: RefSeq, a predicted model, not a curated record
AGUGAUUUAGUAGACUAAGCUAUUUUAUUCUUAGUGCUGUUAUAAAAAAUUCUACGAGUUGUUUUAUUGUAACAAGCGGAUAACAUGCUCUAUCCGCCUGCAUUUAAUCUGUUUCUCUACAAUGCACUCCUCUGCCAUAUGAUCAAAUACGUGGACCGCUGUAUAGAUGGGCACAAGGGGCAAGCUAGCCUUUGGCACUAUGUACCGAUUAUUGGCGACUACCUGGUACCCAAGGAAACGAAUUUCGAUCCGUCCAUGGAGUAUAACGAGUUUCCAAAAGCCCUGUUGAAUCUGAAUUACUUGAUCAAUGCAUUGGCUCUGUUGCCGGGUCUUGUGCAGCAUCGAUGGCUGGCCUUUUUGGUGGCCCUAAUAGUCAUAUGGAAUCUGUUCGUAUUCGAGCGGGUGCUCGCCUUUCAGUUGACGCUGAUGUGGUCGCUGUGGUUGAAAGACAUAAGCUCCUUAACGUAUGCCGUUAUAAUAAGUUUCAUUGCGUUUAUGAACACCUUUCAUCUAAUUCUCAUCGUCGACUCGAUAAAGAUGCAACACGGCUGCUUGCGCACCACGGUGCCAAUUGCGAAUGAGGAGGAGGUGGCAGCAGAUGUUCCACCCCACGAUGGACGGGGUGACGGGCACUCGCCUUAAAAUAUUGUUUGUCCACUUAACUGGGUCGUUCGGCCCACACACAAAUUACUCACAGGCUUUGCCUCUAACCUUGGGGAAACGACGACAAUACACUACACUACACGUUGCAACUACAACUACAAACUGUAGGUCGUUUGGUUCAACUAAUAAAUAUGCCAAAAAUACGAAAAUACUCACACCCACGCACACACACCCCACACAUACACAACCCACACACACACACACACAAAGGCCCACAGACAUUUACAAAUGAAUCGCAGCUGAGGGCUCCUAGCCCUGAAAUAAAUCCAUUAAAUAUUUGCGGUUAAACGCACCAAAAACAAA